This is a messenger RNA of Phanerochaete carnosa HHB-10118-sp, 1226 nucleotides long. RefSeq lists its product as uncharacterized. The record is from RefSeq and is a predicted model, not a curated record. NCBI's taxonomy places the organism in Eukaryota, Fungi, Basidiomycota, Agaricomycetes, Polyporales, Phanerochaetaceae. The transcript has a single exon. The coding region runs from base 581 to 1141 and encodes 186 amino acids.
CUUCCGUAGGACAUAUCAGAGCUUACACGACGUUCCGGAUGCAAUCGCUUCCGAAAUAUCUAUUCAUGCCCUUCGGCUGCUUCGUGAUGAGCUGGUACAAUUCAUCUCCCGUAUUGUCCAACAUGUUAUCGUCUCGCGUGAACAAGAGAUGAAAGCCAAGAUGCACACCAAGGUGUGGCGACUGGCCGGGAAUCAGGUAUGCAAUCUCGAUACCACCCACAGUACCGCUCCGCUUAUCCUGCUGUAGGUUGUAACAGCUGCCAGUGUCUCCCAUGCCGUGUCGCUUCUCGGUCUCAAGCGCCACGACAAGAAAGCUCAUUUUCAGAGUCUUCUACCUCGUCUGGAUUUAACUGAAGAGGACUUUGUCGACAGCGAAGAUGACGGCCCUAACGUGGAGCCCGUCCAACGGACGAAGAACAAGCAGAAGGCUAAAGCAGGCCCCUCGCGCGACGACAUCGAGUCUGAAGGCGAAGCUACCUCUGCAACGCUUCCGCCUCUGCUGCAGGACGCACCAAUACAUCGCAUCGUCUUCCCGCCUUUCGUGCGCCUGCCGGGCACCUCCACACAGCUGUCGGACUCGAUGCUGCCAUACAUCCCUUGGGCGCACGGCCUGAACGCAGACGAGCCUGAAGACGUCCCGGAUGUCGACGAGGAGGCCGAAGACGCGGCAGAGGCACACGAGCUGCUCCAAGAGGAGGAACUCGACAAGCGUGAUCGUGCUGCGGCGAAGCUUUACGAGGACAGGCUGUUCGAGGAGCUCGGCGUGCACCAGGAAAAGAGGACCUUCACGGACGCGUUUGGAACGUGGGACGUGUCGCGCGUGGAGAAGACAGCGAGGCGUCUGUUGACUCCUGACGUGCCGGGGCCGAAGGUGGGGAGGAAGAGGAGGCGCACGAAGACGGCUGACGGGUCUGGUGCAGACAGGAAAAGGCAGAGAGUGAAGACGACGGAGUUCGUGCAGGAUAGCGAUGAUGAAGGAGAGGAUCUCGACAAAGAGGAUGGAGGGACGGAUGAGGAUGAGAAUGCAGGGAGUGGUACAAAGGAUGAGGGGGAGGAGGGGGAGGGGGAUGAAAAUGCAGGGGCUAGUGAAGGAGCAGAGGAAGGAGAAGAGGGUGAGGGGAGCGAACAGGAUGACGAGUAAGGUGGUCUCAUCGCGUCACUUGCAAGCGUCGACGUACGAUACUAUGAUUUAGUCCAGCUGCUUUCUUGGUGUACUGUACCCGUCC